AUGGAAGAGGUGAAGCUACUUGGAACAUGGCCUAGUCCAUUUCUUUACAGAGUAAUAUGGGCUCUGAAACUAAAAGGUGUGCCUUAUGACUACACAGAAGAAGAUUUGUCCGAUAAAAGUCCUCUGCUACUACAAUACAACCCAGUCCACAAGAAGAUCCCAGUGCUUGUUCAUUGUGGAAAACCAAUUUGUGAGUCCACAAUCAUCCUUGAAUACAUUGAACAGACAUGGCCGCAACCUCCCUUGCUGCCAAAUGAUCCUUAUGACAGAGCCAUGGCUCGGUUUUGGGCUAAAUUUGCUGACGACAAGGGUUAUGCUAUUUUUAUAAUGUUUCAUACCACUGGAGAAGAACACGAAAAGGCCAUGAAAGACAGUCUUGAAAUGCUGAGAACAAUAGAAGAUCAUGCUCUCGGAGAGAAGAAAUUCUUCAGCGGGGAUAUCAUCGGUGUAGUUGACAUAGCCUUUGGAGGCAUUGUUGUUUGGUUGGAAGUUUUAGAAGAUGUGUUAGGGAUGAAGCUACUUGAAGCCCACACGUUCCCUCGCUGGCAUGCAUGGAUCAAAAAUUUCAAGGAAGCACCCUUAAUCAAAGACAAUCUUCCCGAUCGUGAUGAAAUGUUGAUGUUUUUCAAGCUCCUGAGGCAGAAGUAUCUGGCAUCUCCAUGA
Molecule: messenger RNA, 663 nt
Organism: Cornus florida
Lineage: Eukaryota; Viridiplantae; Streptophyta; Magnoliopsida; Cornales; Cornaceae
Product: probable glutathione S-transferase
Exons: 2
Coding region: 1-663 (220 amino acids)
Biological process (GO): glutathione metabolic process
Cellular component (GO): cytoplasm
Molecular function (GO): glutathione transferase activity
Source: RefSeq, a predicted model, not a curated record